Messenger RNA from Leptopilina heterotoma, 3498 nucleotides. RefSeq names its product follistatin-related protein 5-like (gene Fstl5). The transcript has 20 exons. Gene Ontology annotation, molecular function: calcium ion binding; protein binding. Lineage: Eukaryota; Metazoa; Arthropoda; Insecta; Hymenoptera; Figitidae. Bases 667 to 3357 code for a protein of 896 amino acids. The record is from RefSeq and is a predicted model, not a curated record. Gene Ontology annotation, cellular component: axon; plasma membrane. Gene Ontology annotation, biological process: axon guidance; cell-cell adhesion.
GGGUUUUCAGUUCAACCCGAACAACCCUCGCGUUCAGUUUGUCGUAUCAUUAUCAUCGUUGUCGUUCUCGUUCUCGUCGUCGUAGUAGUUCUCGUUCUCGUUCUCUCAUUGUCGUUGUCGGUAUUUCGCUAACACGAAAGUUUAACACGCCGGAACGUGGUCAAUAAUUUCUGGAUUUUCAAGGAUCAACGAUUUUUGGAAUACUUUUUUUUCUCUAUUAUUUUCUUUUUUUUUCUUUUUUGGUGACAAAAAAAUAAAAAAAAAAAUAAAAAAAUAAAAAAAUACGCGUUAGUUGCCGGGGAAAAAAGGAGAGAAGGCGUGUAUUGAUAAACGUAGUCAUAAAACCAUCGUGUAUGGCGGGAAUGAUAUAUAGUUUAUGUUGUGUAUUCCAUUAGAGAGAGAAUAGUAAAAAAAAAAAAAUAUUCCAGUUGUUUUUAGGACUUUUUUUUAAAAACAAAAAAUAGUAGUGUCGUGUGUUUUUGGUUUUGGAAAAGGAAAUAAAAAGAGUGAAAAGUAGUGACAGUAACAAAAUUUGCUUCUUCUGCUUUGGUUCUGCAGCAGAAGUGUCUCGAUAAGUAGAAACUUUAUCGAUGGGAGUUUUGUUUGCUCACGGAAAGGAAUAUUGUCUCGAGGGCUGCUUUUUCUGUUCCGACCUUCGACACAGAGAUGCACGUCCGGACAACGGUCGUCGUAUCUCCAUCUAAGAUGAGGCAAAAACUGGAUCCAUUGUCCAUUUGUUUUUUCACGCUUCUGAUUUCAACUUCGUUAGCAGCUUCAUCACACAAGCACUCUAGACGUCAUCGAAAUUUUUCGACAACUUUAUGGAACGAGAGAACCACAAGCCAUCCAGAUGAUUCGAGUUCACUAUCGCCAAUGGUGUUACACGAAGAUAUUAUUAAUCAUAAGUCGUGCCUAGAAAAAUAUUGCGGAGCAGGAAGAGAAUGCCAAAUUUCACCGGAUGGAGGAGUCGCCCUCUGCGUUUGUGCGACGAGAUGUGCAAGACGUCAUAAACCAGUUUGCGGUAGCGAUAGAAAAAUCUAUGCCAACCAUUGUGAAUUACAUAGGGCGGCGUGUAACAAAGGUGUACCAUUAACUGCCAGCAGGCUCAUGCGAUGUCUUCAUCGAGACGAGCAUCACGAGACACCAAAGGCACUUCCUUUUGGAAAUGCAACUCCACCUUCAUCGAAGAGUUUAGAUGAUGAUAUUAUCAAAAACGACGAUAGCAAAAAUGACAUCAAAGAAAAUGUAGUCGAGACCGAUAGGUACGAUUCAGAAGACUGUUCUGCACAGGAAUAUGAAAUUAUGAAGGACAAUUUGCUGUUGUAUAAUCACGCGAGGCUCAUGGCACAGGAUAAUCAUAGCAAAGAGUAUCUGGUGAGCAUCAUGUUCUCCCACUACGAUCAAAAUAACAAUGGCAAUUUGGAACGGGAAGAACUGGAGCAGAUUGCAGAACGAGAAGAUCUAGAGCAACUGAGUAAAGGAUGCUCUCUUGGUCACAUGAUCAGCUACGACGACGCUGAUAAAGAUGGACGAUUAAAUAUUAAUGAAUUCUACAUGGCUUUUAGCAAACUUUACAGUGUCUCGGUGGUUUCAUUAGACAAAUCUUUGGAAGUGAAUCAUAUAUCGGCGAGAGUUGGCGAUAACGUGGAGAUAAAAUGCGACGUCACUGGAACUCCACCGCCUCCCUUAGUUUGGAGACGCAAUGAAGCGGACCUGGAAGCCCUUUCAGUUCAAGAGGUUCGAGUUUUCAACGAUGGGAGUUUGUACCUAACAAGAGUGCAAUUAAUCGAUGCCGGAAAUUACACCUGUCACGCACUGAGAAAUAAAGACGUUGUCCAAACUCAUGUUCUCACCGUUCACACCAUUCCAGAGGUGCGAGUUACGCCAAGACUUCAGUCAAAGAGACCGGGCGAGGAGGCGACAAUGAGGUGUCACGUGGUUGGAGAACCACUUCCUCGAGUCGAGUGGCUGAAGAACGACGAGCCACUUCACGAUGAACCAGAUAAGUUCGAGGUAAUUGGAAAUGGGACGAAAUUGCUCAUCAAGAAUAUUGGCUAUGCCGACACUGGCGCCUAUAUGUGCCAGGCGACGAGUAUCGGCGGCCUCACCAGGGACAUUAGCAGUCUCGUCGUUCAGGAACAACCGACACCCUCUGCGACGAACGAGGAGAGAAGAUUUUUCUCGUUUCACGAACAAGGAAUUUCCAUCUACGAACCUUCAGCCUGUCGACUAUAUCAUCAAAUUCGAUCGACUGAUAUUAUACCAGGAACUCAGGAAUAUUUAUGCGGAGGAAAGGAUGUUCCUUGCACCUGGGGACGAGCCAUUAAUGUUGCAAAUCGUUACGUUUACGUUUCUCAACCGGACAAGGAUCGUAUUCUGGUUAUUAGCAAAAUUCAAAUGGUCGUUGUUGACGUGGUUGUGACGGACAAAUUCCCAGUUGAAUUACAAUACGUGCAGUCAUUGGAUCAAGUUUGGGUGCUGAAUUGGCGUAGCGAGAGGGACAUUGGAAUAAAAACGGUUCAAGUAAUCAGAGAUGCAGCUCAGAAAAGGAAACACCAUACGGUGCAUCCAGAACCCAUUGAUGGUCAAUUUGAUCUCGUCCGGGGUCUUUAUAUCCCUGAACGUCAGGACAUUGGCUACAUGUGCAAAUAUGGAUACGUGACACAUACAAAUCAACGUGGAAUGUACAAAUUGGAUUUAGCGAACAUGAGAUAUACACGAAGUGCAGAUCUUGCUCCUUAUAAUUGCGUUCCGGCACAUAUCCAAUUUUCAGCUCUCUAUGGUUUCGUGAUAUUGCAAUGCGAGGAGCCAGUUACUGGCAGACCAACCGGUCAAUUACUUCUCGACUAUCUCACCGAUACUGUUCUCGCUCACAAACCCGAUUUAAUCGGAAAACCAAUGGUUUCGCCUGAUUCGCGACAUCUCGUCACAUUGGAUCGUCAAGAAAGUGGCGUUGUCCUCGUCGUUCAGGAAAUUCAAAUGACUGGUUUGAAGUUUGCCUUUGAUGUGAAAACAACCCUCAACAUCAGUGAUAUCACAUUUUACCCAUCGCAAACAACGCACGGCUAUGAUCUCUAUGCUUCAUCCGCUGAUAAAGAGGAUAUUCUAUUUCUCAAUUUGGUUACAGGCAAAGUCGAAAUGAUCACGGGCGUUGGAAAAGCGAUGUCACCGAGUCUCGCCAAAUGGGGAAAUCCAAACAGACCGAUCGUUCAAAGCGGAAUUUUCGGUCGAUAUAUGGUCAGUCCAUCAAAUGAAGCUCUCUUUGUUCUUAAUGGAGAAACUCGAACAGUAAAUUGUGAGAUUGGAGGAUUGACACGUCCCGGAAUGGUUGUGUGGUUUACCGUCUCACUUCAUUAAAAAAAAAAACAAACAAAAAAAAACAAAAAAAUUCAAGAACUGUGAAAAAAAAUCAUCGCAAGUACCAAAAAUUUGUUAACGAAUUUUUUUUUCUCUUCAAACACAAAAAAUUCGAAUUGUGAAUUUUUUUUUCAAUUCUAA